AUGCACUGGAUUAAAACGCUGCUUGCGCUUCUCGUGGCGCCCGUCGUCAGCCAAGAGGGCGCCUGGUCCAUCAACGUCAAGAUGACCAACUCGCUCGUGACCAAGUACUUUGACGUAAUCAGCGCGUCGUCGAGCUACCUCAACGCGACCUCCGACAAGAUUUGCACGACCACGAUUGCGACCGUCGACACGCAGCUCGUGUCGGGCACCAACUACCGAUACCACGUGAGUGGCUGCGCCAUCAACACAGUCCCGGCCGCCAACCGCACCUGUUCGUGCGCCAACAAGACCGUGCGAGCCUACGCUGUUAGCAUCUACGAGCCGUGGAUAAAUACGCGCUUCAUCACGGGUGUCGAGGUCGAGCAAUCGGCCAGCGUUCCGGGCCGCACGUCGUACGGCCACGUCGUCACAAGCAGCGCCAUGGCGUACUACUACAAGGCCUUGAACACGGCGCGUUGGCGUGGCACCACCAACUUCCCCACACUCUGCGCGAACCGAUUUACGAGCCUCGACAUCAUCGCUGGCGGCUUGUACACACUGCACAUCCAAACGUGCGCCGUCGAGAGCCAUGCCAAGACCGGCCCCGGGUGCAAGUGCAACGGCGCCCCGCUGACCAACUACGCCGUGACGCCAUGUCGGGCCUCCUGCGGCUUUUACAACGUCGCGAUGGACGAAUAA
Molecule: messenger RNA, 678 nt
Organism: Saprolegnia parasitica CBS 223.65
Lineage: Eukaryota; Oomycota; Saprolegniomycetes; Saprolegniales; Saprolegniaceae
Exons: 1
Coding region: 1-678 (225 amino acids)
Source: RefSeq, a predicted model, not a curated record